Molecule: messenger RNA, 2820 nt
Organism: Ruditapes philippinarum (Manila clam)
Lineage: Eukaryota; Metazoa; Mollusca; Bivalvia; Venerida; Veneridae
Exons: 2
Coding region: 1-2820 (939 amino acids)
Source: RefSeq, a predicted model, not a curated record
AUGAAGAUAGAUAAAUUGCGAUCAGUCAGAGAGGGACAGCGAAGAUGUAUCGAAAUAAAGCUUGAACGGAUUGAACGAGCGAAAGAUAACUCAUCAAUGAUAGAAUUUAACGCAAUUCUUGAAGCCAUAAUCAGUGGAGCAGAGACAAUUAAUUCCUUAAACGAAAAGAUUAUAGAACUGACGGAAGUAACGGAUAUCGAGGAGGAAAUAAUAAGCAGUGAAGAAUAUGGAUUGACGCUGGAAAUAAAGGUGAGAGAACUUCAAGCCUAUAGCAAAGCAACUAACCCGCAAAUCCAGAUGGAGGACAGAAGUGGUUCUUCAAUCGAAAAUAAUAACGUGAAUAAUGGUAACAGUUCUUUGCAAAAUGUGAGUACAUUUCAUUCAAAUACGUCGCUUUAUCAGAGACUGCCGAAAUUAUCGCUACCUGUAUUUAGUGGUGACAUUCUCGAAUGGCAAAGUUUUUGGGAUGCUUUUGAUUCCUCUGUUCAUCAAAACCCGAAUCUUACAGAAGUACAAAAAUUUAAUUAUUUGAAGACGCAACUAGAAGGCAGUGCGGCUCAAGUUAUUCAAGGAUUUGCACUUACGCAUGCAAAUUACAUUCAAGCAGUCGAUUUACUGAAGGAGAGGUUCGGACAGAGUCAUAAAAUCAUUCAUGCGUAUAUACAGGCGUUACUAAACCUGCCAGCCCCGAGCAAUACUCUACACAGUAUGAGAAACUAUUACGACAAAUUAGAAGCUUAUAUUCGCGGAUUGGAAUCGCUAGGUCAGUGUCAAAAUACGUACGGAACUCUUUUAGUACCAGUCAUUAUAGACAAACUUCCGGCAGAAAUUCGCAAGAGUUUAGCACGAGAAAAUGGCAGCGAUAAGUGGUCAUUAGAAACUUUACGAAAAGCGUUAUAUCGUGAACUGAAUAUCAUGGAGGCCGGACAGACUACAGAUGAUUUAGCUGGUUAUAGAACUACAGCGUCGUUUUUCACGGGCGCUAGACGGAAACCGGAAGCCGGAAGUCACGUGAUACACAGACGGAUGCACAAAACGCUUAUUGAUCAGAGAAAGUGUAUUUACUGCAAUGAAAAUCACCAUGCUAACGAUUGCACAAAGUUAAUUGAUGUGAGGGUUAAAAAGGACAUAAUAAGAAAGAAGCAUUUAUGUUUUAAUUGUUUGAAAAAUCACCAAGUAAUUAACUGCCGAUCACACUUCAGAUGCUUGAAAUGUAAAAGAAAACACCAUACUAGUAUAUGUGAAAAUUGUCCAGAUUCAAGGCCGAAAAUAAAUACUUGCCCGACAAACCUACCUUCAACCGGAAGUGAUACCUCCACUCAAAUACAGGCAACAGUUUUACACUCAAGAUCCGAAACCCGACCAGACGUUUUAUUAAAAACAGCUGUCGCUCAAGUAUGUUCUGAGACACAGUUCGCGCAGGCAAACAUUCUUUUUGAUAAAAAGGCACAGCGAUCCUUUAUUUCUGAAAAACUAGCCAAAAGAUUAAAUGUUCAGCCACGUGGAAGCAGUGCCAUUAGUUUGGCAGCAUUUGGAGAUUCAUCGCAGAAACUACGACAUUUAGACACUACGACCAUAUAUCUACUGACCGAUGCAGGUGACAAUUUACCCCUGGAAGUUAUGAUCGUCCCAACAAUCGCCGUCCCACUACGUCACAUUCCCCAGUCCGUGACGUCGUUACCCCACCUAAGAAAAUUAAAAUUAGCACAUCCAGUCAUAAAUGAAGAAAGUUUUGAAAUAUCGUUAUUGAUCGGAGCUGACCAGUACUGGAAUAUCGUAGGAAACGAAACGGUUCGAGGAGAUGGUCCUACAGCAGUUAGUUCUAGUAUUGGAUACUUACUGUCUGGUCCGGUUCAAGCGCAUGGACCAAGGAAUCAGAGUUAUUUAGUUAUGAAUGUAAUGAGUACAGAUAUUGACAGAUUUUGGAAACUUGAGUCCCUAGGAAUAAACCCCGCAGAAGACGAUUAUACUGACACAUUAGAGAUAUACAAACAAAACUGUGUAAAGUUUACAGACGGUAAAUAUGAAGCCAAACUCCCAUGGAAAGAGGAUCACGACACUCUCCCGACAAAUUACGACGUGACAAAAAGAAGAACAGAAUCUUUGAUUAAACGCCUCCGCCGAGACCCAAGUAUCUUACAGAAAUACGCAGAGAUAAUACAAGAACAAGAACAACGAGGUUUCAUAGAAAAAGUUGACGAGAACGAGGAAAUAUCGACCCAAGUGCAUUAUAUACCCCAUCAUGCAGUCAAGAAAGAUUCAACUACGACUCCAAUUCGUAUUGUGUAUGACUGCAGUUGCCGUGAAUCAGCUAAUAAACCUAGUUUGAACGACUGCCUUGAUUCUACCCCACCCAUAAUGAAUGACUUAUCACACAUAAUGGUUCGGUUUAGACUUGAGAAAUAUGCAAUCUCAACUGACAUAGAAAAGGCUUUUCUCAAUGUACGAUUACAUAAAGAUGACAGAGACGUAACCAGAUUCCUUUGGUUGAGCAACCCGGAUAAUGCUGACAGCCCGCUAACAACAUAUAGAUUUAAAUCAGUCCUAUUUGGUGCCACAUGCUCACCGUUUAUACUCAGCGCUACAUUACUCAAACAUCUAGACAUGAACGCUACCAGCUGGGUCAGUAAAAUCUUGAAGCGAGACCUAUACGUAGACAACAUAUUAUCAAGUUUUCGCACAGAAGAGGAAGUCUUAAGGAGAGAUUAUCAUACCCAGAUAGAGACAUUCCUAUUAUCUUGGAUAAGUGACCUACAAAGAGUAUUUUCAGUACACAUGCGAGGAUAUAUGGACUCACUGUGGGCUUACUUAGUCCGAUAG